This is a messenger RNA of Caenorhabditis elegans, 366 nucleotides long. It is a transcript of the gene ZK813.2, whose product is annotated as Neuropeptide-Like Protein. The transcript has a single exon. The record is from RefSeq and is marked reviewed. The coding region runs from base 1 to 366 and encodes 121 amino acids. Lineage: Eukaryota; Metazoa; Nematoda; Chromadorea; Rhabditida; Rhabditidae.
AUGAAACUGCUCCUUUUCACCUUUGCCUUAUUAUUCUUUUUUGUGUCCGCCGAUGAUUACGAUGAUUACAAAGAUAACCGUGAAGCCUCGUGGGAGUACGAAAGCAUUGAUAGCAUCCAUGGAUAUGUUACCAGUAAGGCGUAUCCGCGAAAAAACAGAUCAGCUUCAAACUCCAACUCCCGCUCUCAUGAGCCAUCUGAUUUGAAACCUGCUGGCUUUGGUUUUUCUCAACAUAGGUCAAUCAGAAGAUCAAGCGAAUCACACGAAGGGAGAAGACACAGUUCACCAAAUCCACCCAAUCAGCAGCUACCUGCAAAUUUUCCAAAAAUAUCGUCAACUUCUGAAAGCCACGACAGAAGCAGAUAA